AUGUGGGGAGCUGACAUUGGUACACUCAAUAUCUAUGCCAAGACCGGGACCACGCUGGGCCAGGUCCUAUGGACCCAAAGUGGGGCUCUGUCCAGGAACUGGUUUCAGGCCCAGAUUGAUUUCAUUCCUACUGCCGAUUUUAAGUUCGUAUUUGAGGGCGUUACUGGUGCGGAUUACGAAAGUGACAUCGCUCUCGAUGACAUCUAUAUUACAACAGGAGCAUGCGGAGGUUCAAUCUGCGGUUGUGACUUUGACUUAGACCUGUGCACCUUUACCCAAGCUACUACCGAUGAUAUUGAUUGGACGAGGCUGGCAGGUAACACGCCAUCUACGAAUACCGGCCCGGAAAAUGAUCAUACAAUUGGCACAGCGGCUGGAUUCUACAUCUACACAGAAGCAUCGAACUUGUUCAACAAAGUUGCCGUACUGGAGUCGGAACUCAUUCUUGCGUCGUCCGGGCGAUUGUGCGCCGAUUUUUGGUACCACAUGUGGGGAGCUGACAUUGGAACACUCAAUAUCUAUGUCAAGACCGGGACCACGCUGGGCCAGGUCCUAUGGACCCAAAGUGGGGCUCUGUCCAGGAACUGGUUUCAGGCC
Strongylocentrotus purpuratus (purple sea urchin) is the source of this 597-nucleotide messenger RNA. Its product is annotated as MAM and LDL-receptor class A domain-containing protein 1-like. Gene Ontology annotation, cellular component: membrane. The transcript has 4 exons. The record is from RefSeq and is a predicted model, not a curated record. The annotation marks the transcript as partial. NCBI's taxonomy places the organism in Eukaryota, Metazoa, Echinodermata, Echinoidea, Camarodonta, Strongylocentrotidae.